Molecule: messenger RNA, 888 nt
Organism: Australozyma saopauloensis
Lineage: Eukaryota; Fungi; Ascomycota; Pichiomycetes; Serinales; Metschnikowiaceae
Product: phosphatase PAP2 family protein
Exons: 1
Coding region: 1-888 (295 amino acids)
Biological process (GO): phospholipid metabolic process
Molecular function (GO): phosphatidate phosphatase activity
Source: RefSeq, a predicted model, not a curated record
AUGUCGUUCGCAGAAAAUAUCCUCAACCAUUUCCACCGGAACGGCUUCGAUCGUGUCACCUUUGGCCUUGACCGGUACCAAGGAGGCCGCUGGCUCAUCUACUGGAGAGUCACCGACUUGGCGUUCAUCGGGUUGCUCAUUCUUGUGUUCCCCAUCAUCGGUAGAAUCCAGCCAUUCCAGCGCCAGUUCAAAUUGAACGACACAACCAUCCAGCAUCCGUUCGCAGAACACGAGCGGGUGACCAACAUACAGCUUUUCUUCUAUUGCACGUGGGCGCCGGUGAUCACCGUGGGCCUCUUUUCGCUCAUAUUUUCCAAGCCUGGCGCAAGAUUGUAUACCGCGUAUGUGUCGGUCUUGGGUGUGUUUGUGUCUGUGUUCUCGACCAGCACCAUCACCGACAUCUUGAAGAACCACAUAGGCAGACUCCGGCCCGAUUUCUUGGCCCGGUGUGUUCCUGCCAAAGAUACACCCACCGAUGUGUUGGUGUUGGCCAAGGACGUGUGUACAACCGAUAACAUUGGUCGACUUAUGGAUGGGUUCCGGACCACGCCGCUGGGCCACUCGAGUCUUUCGUUCGCGGGUCUUCUUUUCGCCACGUUGUGGUUGUGUGGACAAUUGAGGGUGACAAAGUCUGAGGUUGGCGCCUGGAGAUGUGCGGUCGCCAUUGUGCCUGCGUUCGGUGCGUCGCUCAUAGCGUUGAGUCGGACUCAGGACUACAGACACCACUUCAUCGACGUGUUCAUUGGGCUGGUCCUAGGCUCGUGCGUGGCCAUGUGGCUGUACUUCCGGUUGUUCCCUGCCCUCAACAGCGCCUUGAGCUACGAGCCUAUUUUGUUGCUGGCACGCGAAGCCGCCGAGUCAGACUACAAUCCAGUAGAGGAAGUGUAG